Leptinotarsa decemlineata (Colorado potato beetle) is the source of this 1480-nucleotide messenger RNA. It is a transcript of the gene Yod1, whose product is annotated as Yod1 deubiquitinase. Lineage: Eukaryota; Metazoa; Arthropoda; Insecta; Coleoptera; Chrysomelidae. Gene Ontology annotation, cellular component: nucleus; cytosol. Gene Ontology annotation, biological process: endoplasmic reticulum unfolded protein response; protein deubiquitination; ERAD pathway. Gene Ontology annotation, molecular function: protein binding; cysteine-type deubiquitinase activity. The record is from RefSeq and is a predicted model, not a curated record.
UUAGUUGUUGAAGUCAAUGUUCUCUUUUCAAUGGCCAGUCUAUAUUAUAAUUUCACUCAUUUAACAGUACUCAAAUUUUGAGGUAUCCUUAUUAAGUAUAUUUGAAUACAUCCAAAGUGAUUUGAUAAUGACGUUUGCUUUAAGAAUCAAAAUGAAAAAUGGCCAGCAAGUUGUGAAUACUUUGACGAACGAAAGUACCCUAAUAGAUCUGAAAAAAACUCUCUCUGGUUUAUCAAGUAUUCCAAUAAACAGACUCCACAUUCUUACUGGAUUUCCCCCUAAAACUUUGGAUGUAACUCAAGAUCAUUUAAAACUUGAAAAAUGUGGAGUCAAGUCAGGAGAUACCCUUAUUCUUGAGGAAAACCAAGUUCCUGUAAACAAUACCUAUAAUUCGAAUGAGUCUACAAAUUCUUCACUUGACAGUGCCAAAUUCCAUAGUGAAAUAUCUACUGACUGCCCUGGAAUACUGAUGAAAUUUACAGUGCCUGCGGAUAAUUCGUGUUUAUUCAGUAGUAUAUAUUUUGUAUUGAAUGGUAAAAUGGAUGAAACUGGAACCGCUGCACCAUAUAUGAGAGAGUUGGUAGCAGAAACCAUCAAAACAGACUGUCAUCAAUAUGAUGAGGCAAUACUUGGAAAACCUAUAGAUGAAUAUUGUGCUUGGAUCAAAGAUGAUAAGUCUUGGGGCGGUGCAAUAGAAUUAUCAAUAUUAUCAAAUCAUUACGGUAUUGAAAUAGCUGUAAUUGAUACAAUCAAUACUAUCAUUAAUAAGUUUGGAGAAGAUCAGAAUUUUCCACACAGAGUUUUUUUGAUGUUUGAUGGUAUUCACUAUGAUCCCCUUUAUUUGGAAUCAUUGGAUGGAAAUAAAAGUCUAACAAUUUUUCCCAGUGAUGAUGAUCGACUGUUGAGAUCAGCUGAACAACUUGCUCUAGAAGCAAAAUCAAGCAGACAAUUCACAGAUGUGGACAAAUUUACGUUGAAGUGUAUGGUGUGUAACAUUCUGUUGAGGGGACAGGUAGCGGCACAAGAACACGCUCACAGUACUGGGCAUACCAAUUUUGGAGAAGUGUAAUAAUGUGUAUUAAUAAUCAAGUUUCUUCAGUUAGGCACAAAAUUAUUUCGAUUUCAACUGUGAUAAGCUGAGAGAUAUCGAGGGACAUUUGAAAUAAGCAGGGUAAUAUUUUUUUUUGAAAUUACACUUCAAUUGAAAUGGAAUAACCUGCGUCACAAAAAUUCUGUAUACAAAUUAGUACAUUUUGUCAAAAUAUUUUUGGGUGCUAGAUAUGGUGUUAUAAUAAAUUUUUUUAUUGAAAAUUUAUAAAUUUUGCUAAAUAACUUAUUGAAAGAAGUUCUUUGUUGGUUUUCUUGUACUUGAUGUCUCAUACUUUCUAACCUAUAAUAUUGAUUUUGGUUGACCAGGAAACUGACUGAUAUAACUAGAGAUGGAACUGAAAUGAAUAAAGUCGAAUUUUGAAGAGAAUGA